Messenger RNA from Solanum verrucosum, 807 nucleotides. RefSeq lists its product as uncharacterized. Gene Ontology annotation, molecular function: zinc ion binding; nucleic acid binding. The coding region runs from base 1 to 807 and encodes 268 amino acids. The transcript is spliced from 3 exons. Lineage: Eukaryota; Viridiplantae; Streptophyta; Magnoliopsida; Solanales; Solanaceae. The record is from RefSeq and is a predicted model, not a curated record.
AUGUCGAACUUAUCAAAGCUUGAGUUCGUGGCACUUGACAUUUCUGGAAAUAAUUACUUGUCAUGGGUACUCGACGCUGAAAUUCACCUUGACGCUAAAGGUCUUGGGGCCACUAUUACCAACGGAUUGAAGGUUGAAUACCUUACGGUGAAAGAUCCACUUGAAUUGUGGACUGGUUUGAAGGAAAGGUAUGACCACCUUAAGGCAACGCAGCAAUACCGUGAAAGGGGAUUCAAAAAGUAUUCUGAGUUGAUCUCAUGCCUUCUUGUGGCUGAGCAACAUAAUACUCUUUUAUUGAAAAAUCUUGAGGCCCGUCCCACGGGAACUACUUCGUUACUGGAAGCAAAUGAGGUUGAAGCACAUGGCCAGUCUGAAAGAAGAAAAAAUAAAAAUCAAGGCCAAAAUAAUGUGCGUGGACGUGGCAAUGGUAGAGGACGAUAUAAUAAUCGUCGUGGUGGUGGUCGCCACAAAAGGGAGAACAAUAUGGGUUCUCAAAGCAAUCCUUCAAGAGGCAAUUGUCAUCGUUGUGGCUUGAAAGGGCAUUGGAAGAAUGAAUGUCGAGCAGCUGAGCAUUUUGUUAGGCUUUAUCAAGAUUCCUUGAAAAGAAAAGGAAAUAAAAAUGGUGCAUCUUCUUCUAAUGCUCGGGUGGAGUCACACUUGACUUAUAAAAAUUAUGCCGAGGCAGGGCCUUCACAAAAAUAUGAUGACAAUAUUGAAGCAAAUUUGGCUUUAAAAGAUGAUGAUUUUGGUGACCUUGAUGAUAUUACUCAUUUGGAAGUUGAAGACUUCUUUGGAGAUCAAAAUUAA